Salvelinus sp. IW2-2015 is the source of this 4181-nucleotide messenger RNA. RefSeq names its product scavenger receptor class B, member 2a (gene scarb2a). Gene Ontology annotation, molecular function: scavenger receptor activity. Gene Ontology annotation, cellular component: lysosome; cytoplasm; plasma membrane. Gene Ontology annotation, biological process: protein targeting to lysosome; receptor-mediated endocytosis. The record is from RefSeq and is a predicted model, not a curated record. NCBI's taxonomy places the organism in Eukaryota, Metazoa, Chordata, Actinopteri, Salmoniformes, Salmonidae.
GAGUUCAUUUGAAUUUGGUGAGGGAGGGAGUGGAGGUCUGGCGCCCGUCCUCAGCACUGUUAUUUCUCCCGCUGCCUUCGAACAACACAGUCGAUUCUCAUUAGGAAAACGGCUGUAUGGAGAGAAGAACAUUGUUCUAUGACAGCACUAAGGAAACUACCAGCAUUUCUUAUUUUCGAAGACAGUUUGCAAGUAGAUGCAUAUCAUCGAGCAAUUUUGAAAUUCGUAUAGUGAUGUUCGCUGUAGUGUAAGAGGCAAAGUGAGAAGUAGCGGCUACCUUUUGAGUAAAAUAAACCCUAAAUGAUCAGAACCUACAGUAUUAUUGUUAGUGUCAUUUGGUAAGUAAUUUCACAUUUGCCAAAUUAGUUUGACAGUUGGCUGGAAUCAUGACUCGGAGAUCCUGUGUAAUUUACGCUACUGGAAUUGUCUGCGCCCACCUACUGAUAGUGGGGAUUGCCUUGGUGGUGGCUCAAGUCUUUCAAACAAUGAUUCACAACCGGCUAAAAAAGGAAUUGACUUUAACAGAGGCAAGCCAAGUAUUUGAGUCAUGGAAGAACCCGCCGCCUCCAGUCUACAUGGAGUAUUACUUCUUCAACGUGACCAAUCCAGAAGUGUUCUUAGCAGGGGGAAAGGCAGUGGUCACCCAGAUUGGACCAUACACUUACAGGGAAUACAGACCCAGGGAAAAUGUGACUUUCCUUGAAAAUGGAACCAAGGUUUAUGCCCUGAAUCCCAAAAGCUUUGUCUUCGUCCCAGAGAAGUCCAGAGGUAAUCCAGAGGUCGACAUUCUGAGGACAGUCAACAUCCCAGCUGUGGCGGUGAUGAGUGAGCUGAACUCCUACUCCUUCCUGCUGCGUACCUUGGUCUCCAUGUAUAUGAAGUCCAUCGGUGUGGAGAUCUUCAUGACCCGCACCGUCCACGAGGUGCUGUGGGGCUUCAAGGACCCUCUGCUCACCAAAAUCCACAGCAUUAAGCCAGAGGUGGAUGAGAUGUUUGGGCUGAUGUGGAAGAAAAAUGGAACUCAUGAAGGAGAGUUUGUGUUCCUGACUGGAGAACGUGACUACAUGGAAUAUGGCAGAAUAGACACAUGGAACGGGUUGACUGAAAUGUCAUGGUGGUCCUCUAACCAGAGCAACAUGAUCAACGGGACGGACGGCAGUGUUUUCCACCCUCUGUUGUCUAGGAAAGAGCUGCUGUACAUCUUUGCAGCUGACCUCUGCAGGUCUAUCCAUCUGGGUUAUGUUGAGGACGUGGACGUAAAGGGCAUCCCAGCCUACCGUUUCGCCCCGCCCCACGAUGUCCUGCAGAGUCCUGAGGAGAACCCCACUAACGCCGGCUUCUGUGUGCCAGCUGGGGACUGCCUCGGCACCGGGGUGCUAAAAGUUAGUGUUUGCAGAGAAGGUGCACCUAUCGUGGUGUCGUUCCCCCACUUUUAUCAGGCAGAUGACAAGUACAUUAAUGCUGUUGAUGGACUGCACCCCAACAAGGAGGAGCAUGAGACUUACCUUGACCUUAACCCGACCACUGGGGUUCCCAUCCGUGCUUGCAAGAGAGCCCAGCUCAAUAUAAUUUUAAACAGAGUUCCAGGCUUCCCCAAAACCAAACAUCUAAACGAGAUCAUUUUUCCCAUCAUGUUUGUCAAUGAGACGGCCACUAUUGACGAUGACUCUGCUGCCCAGAUGAGAACUCUGCUGCUCAUCGUGACCCUGGUGUCCAACUUCCCUCUGCUCAUCGUGGGCAUGGGAGCCAUCCUGCUCAUUGUCCUAGUCGUCCUGGUCUGCAGGUCUCGCCAGAAGAAGAAUGAAGUAAAACGUAUUGAUUUUACUGAAGCUUUUCAUUCUUUUACUACGGCAAAAGAUGAAACGGCCUACACUCAAGUCAGCGACAAACCAGAGGUUGAACCAUCAGAAAACAACUAUACCAACCAGCCAAUGAGGAACGGCUCCUACAUCGCCAUGUCUCCCGUGGAGGCUCAGAAGUGUUGAUGCAGGCUGCAUUGUGUGGCUGGGCAGGCGGAGCAGCCUGGGCGUGGUAUUAUAACCAAGGCAGGGUUUUGCAGUGCGGCCAGGGGUUUUCACUUUUGGGCAACAACCCCAAUAAAUGUCCAUGUCAAUCAAGCUGCUGCUCUUCUCAAUGACGCUCUUGACUAUCCUGCUGAGCAUGGUCUUUCUGCCUGCCAUAGUGCAAAACAACAACUCUUGUCGUCUACUACUACUACUACUACUACUACUACUACUGUCACUUCUGUCUCUGUUCUGUUGGGCUCAGUGCUGGGUUCAUGAAGGAACACAUGGACAGCCAAGACAAAGCUUUUUUGAGUAUUUUCGGCAAGGGAAUAAGUAUCAAAUUAGGCAGUAUAUUCUAACUAAUUAAUAACAACCACUGAGCAGUCACUAUCAUCCUUCCACUGACUGAUGGGUAGUAUUCACCUGAUUUAAUGAAGACUAGAGGGUUCUGAAACAUUUCUUUGUAUCAGUGUUUGUGAGGUCACCUCAAACAGCCACCAGAUUAAAACAUCUGGUAUUCUUCCCUCCCUGUAACUGAGUAUUCACUGACUCAGAAUAUAAGUGGUUUUGCUAGUAAAACUGUACUUAGCAUAUCCUUUUCGAAGAAAAAAGAAAUGGACUAUUUAUAAUAUAUUUUCUUUUCCUGGGAUGAAUCCGUCAGUGCUCACACCCAAGUUGUUAUCAAAUAGAAUUUGUGACAGUUUGUGUGUGCAUGUCUUAACAUGCAGUGUCCUGUUUUGAUUGGACUAUGGGAGACUAUUUUUCUUGACGCAGGCUCAGUGUAGUAUGACAACUGAGAAACUAGACAUUUAGAUUUCUUUCCCUUCACCUUUUUCCCCAACACUAGUUUGAGACAGAAUUUUUUUAAACCUUAGACAUUUCCUCAGAUAAGGCAUUAGUAAAUAGCUGCUUUCCCAUUAAGGAUGAUUAAUAGCCAAAGUAGAAAAGGCCUAAACUUUCAUCUCAUAUUGAAAUUGUAAGAAAAAAAACCUACCCAUAAAACUUACAAGGGAAACUUGAACCUACUUUCUGCCUUACAAUUUUCAGUGUUUCUUUGUUGAUAUGGUAAAAAGCUGGAUAUCUUAAUAGUUGUACAUAUGCAAUGGGGAAAUGUCUGGCUACCUCUGACCUAAUCCAGCAAGUAGUCACAGGUGUGCCGAAGACACAAUUUUUUAAACUUCAGUGUCGACCCACUUUGUGUGUCUGCAUCAAUACUUGGAGAAAGCACAAUUUGGAUUGAUAGUACAGUCCUCAUAACAAGGUGACCAGGUUUUCACAUAAAGACGAAACACUGUUAGAAACACCGACUAGUGCGCCGUAAAGAAAACACAGGUGAAUUGUAGAAUAAACAAUCGGGCCCUGCACACCGCUUCUGCUGUGCAUGUUAUGUCAGAGUCAACUGGCUAGCCAAGGAGCUGUAGCUAUUCAGACGAACAUGGCACUUGAAUCACUCUUUGUCUGAUGUUUUGAUAUGUUUUUCUGGCCAUCGUUGGUCACUAGUCUCUGUGUCGUGUCAAGCCUUUUGGCAGUUGCUUCUGGAAAAAACGAACUAAGGCCAUAAUACUGUCAACUUGAAAAUUCCUGCACUUUCCCAAAAAAAGAGAACAUGCCCUGUAUUUUUUGGGGAUGUUACAUAAAAUGCAAGGGUCCUUCUGUGUAUUUCAGUAGUUUGCCCCAGGGUUGUUUUUCAAUGUGGUUCCUGAGGUGUUAUUCUAGAUGGACACUUUGCCUUUGUUACUUGCUUUUCAGUACAUUUAAUAUUAUUUUUUAUUUGUAUCUAUUAUUGCUGCUAUUAAUUGCCAUAACCUAUGGACUUGUAUUUUUUCUAUGGAUGAGCCAUGCUCAUAUUCUGUUUUAAGGUUGUUCCAACAGAAACCAGUAUCAACUUCUGAAUUGCUAUGUCUGGUCUCUGUGAAGCAACUCUUUAAAUAUUGAAUAUUUGAGCAGGAUACAAUGCCCAAAGCUUGCUGUCAUUUACUGUGAUUAGCACAUAACUAUAGAUAGCAACACAUUGUAACAUGAGGAAUUGUCCAUAUUGGGAAAGUUUUGAUAUUUGUAAUACUUGUUUCUGUGGGUGAUGAUAGGGUUUGUUCAACUGGAAACUCUGGAGUUCUAGAUGGGAUGCCCUUGUAAACAAAUGUAAUAGUUUUUUUUUUACUAUUUAAAAAAAAAAAA